Messenger RNA from Mitosporidium daphniae, 1446 nucleotides. Its product is annotated as spindle pole body associated protein. The coding region runs from base 1 to 1446 and encodes 481 amino acids. The transcript has 5 exons. NCBI's taxonomy places the organism in Eukaryota, Fungi, Microsporidia. The record is from RefSeq and is a predicted model, not a curated record. Gene Ontology annotation, cellular component: kinetochore; Ndc80 complex.
AUGAACAAGAGCGCCAUCUCCUCCAACACCGCCCAAUCGGCCAACUCUUCCCAAAAUGCUUCUCCUCCAAAGUGGAGACCGUUUCCAGAAUUAAGGCCUAUUGAGAUCAUUCAGAUCAUGGAAGAGCUCCAUCUCCCAUUAUCCGAAGUCGAGCUCACCAAGCCGAGUCCAGCAAUUGUGCAACGAAUAUUUGAGGGGCUUAUUGCCCUAUUUAUGGGCAUGGGAAAAUCGGAUCCCAACUCCUAUUCAAAUGUACUGUCGCUGCUAGAGUAUCCAGAGCUACAUUCAGAAGCCCUUGCAUUGUCCUCCUUUCAUCGCUCUACAUCUCGGUUGAUGGAGGCCGUUGGAAUAGAUGACUUUUCGCUUAGGGAUAUCAUAAGCCCCGUAGGGUCUCGUUUUAGAAUGAUUCUUUCUGGGGUCAUCAAUUUUGCAAAAUUUCGAGAAGAGCAAAUUGCGAUCGUCGAAGGCCUUACUAUGAAAUCGGCAAAAAAAAAGGCCGAGUCUGGAAGGCUCCAGCUUCAAUCCCGCUUUUUGACGCUAAAGUAUACCAUUUCUCUUUCAUGUAAACUUAGAGAUGCUAUUGCUGCGGAAGAACCCAAAGUGGCUGUUAUUGAGGACCACAUAAAGGCCAUCUCUGCUGAGCUGAAGGAAUUAAAAACAAUUCAACUGCAAAUGACUUCACAGGUUGACACGCUCAAGGAGGAAAAAUCUGCGUUGGACGACAAACUUGCAAUCAAAGAAUGUUCCGCCGAAAUUGACUUGGAAAAGGACCAAAUUAGCUCUUUAGAAAAGAGCCAUAGAGAGACGCUUUUUAGAGCCGAUUCGCUUAACGAGUCCAUCUCAGAUGUCCAGCGAACGCUAGAGGCGAUGAACAUCGCCUUGGAGUCCUUGCAAAAGAGGUCUGAUGCUGAGCUGUCCUUUGCCCAGCUGUCGGACAAGGAAUCCCGUCUUUUGGCGGAAUUAAAAGAUGCCGAGAUCAGGGACGAACAGGCCCGUCGCCAGUUGAGUCUGGCCCUGGAGCGCACCGAAAAGCUGCAUUCCAGCCAAGCAACGCGCAGGACACUUUUCGAGUCGUCCCUUGGAACGCUGAAAGCUGAAUAUGAAGCCCUUUCUCGCGAACGACAAUUAAUUCAGGAGAAAAUAGAUGCCAACGAACGGCAAUCGCGAGACAUUGAACAACAGAUAAAUUCGUUGAAAAAGGCACAUCAAUCUGAUCUCUCAAAUUUCCUAUCCUCGUACAAAUGUCUUAGGCAGCAAAUCCACAUCUAUGCUACCGACCUUAAAAGAGCUAUAGGUGCUACAAAUUGCAACACAAUUCACUCUGAACCCUACGGGAGCAAAAGCACCACCACAGUCACAAUGAUUAAGGACCCUCCUCUUCAAUCCGGUCGUGGCGAUGAUGAAGAAAACACCAUCUCAUUGAGCGUAAAGCCUUUGAAGAUCUGA